GGACGCCGCGGGAGGGCGCCGCCGAACCACCGGUCCGCCACCGAGGCCAUCGUCGAGGGGACGGCGCCCGGCCGCCGCCCGGCCGACAGGACGCCGCCCAGCCGACCGCCAAGGACGCGGGAGGGCGCCGCCGAGCCGCGACCGCCGGCUGCUGCCGGGUCUCCGAGGGUCGGACGCCGCCCGGCCACCGGCUGUUGCCGGUAGGGUUCCGCCGCCGCCAUGGCUCCCGCCGCCGCCGACUUGGACCGCCGCCGCCUCCGUCCUCCUGGACCACAUCCUCCUCCCUGCUCAGGCCUCCCUCUCACCCGAGGGUGGGGGACGGCUGGCCUUGCCACCGGCACUCAUCUUAGCCAGGACAUGCCCGGUCUUGAUUUGAUGAUGCGGCCUGGGCGCGGUGGUGGAGAUGGAGGGGCAAUCACGGGGCUGUUAGAGCCCCCUGCUGCCAUGUAGAAGGGCAGGGCUCCACGGCGUGCGGCGAUGGUUCCUCUGAUGAGGAAAUCCAACGGAUUAACCGGCGUCGGGGAAUGCGGUGGAGUCGAUGGCGAGUAAUCCGGGGAUGGCGAGGGAGACAAGGCGUGGCGUGGCGGAGAACGACGAGUGUGGGUUGUCCAGCCAUGGUGAGGACAGAAUGACCUCACCACGGCUGGGACCGCCUGCUGCAACCCGUCGGGCUGCAGUCGCACACGUGCAGUCCACCCAUGGGACUCACAGUGUUGUGGCGACUCCACCAGGAUGCGUCCUGGUGCGGUGCAGGGGGUUGGCAGAACCGAUGGACCUUGGCGUGUUGCAAAGGUACUAGAGUUGGUGCUGUCAGCUCGUGUAUUCCCACGAGCACGGGCUCGGCGACGUCGAAGACGACGCAUGGGAGCUCGCAGGAGUUCGUCGAGCUGCUGGUGCAUAAUGCGCCGCAGACCACGUGCUCGGUGAUGACGUGGAAGGGAAGAGUCACCAUCAACGGAAACGGGAUAUCAAUUGGCUCACUAGAUGGGACCUUGUAUUCAAUCUCUCGUAAUGGUGGCAUCAGAAGGUUUCUUGAAACAACAGCUAGAUCAUUGAUCCAUGCAAAUCCUGUCCUUGACUGCUCAGGGUUUUCAGUAUACAUCAGCCAGAUCAUAAUGGAGGCAAAAUUAAGCCGAACCCUUGGUGAUUAUACCUAUGUAUCUGUGAUGAAGUCGUCAAGUGUUUUAUUUAGUUUGUUGACAUUGGCAAAUGGAAGAAUCCACUGGAUUGGAAACUAUUCAGGAGAAUUAUCAAUUUUUCUGUCCAGUACUGACCUGAACAGUUUUGUUCUAGAUGAGACCAUUGUUUUGACUGUUCUUUCUGCAGCCAGAACUGGCAGCAUUAUUCAGUGCUACAUGGCAAGGCAAAGGAUUCCUUGGACUUACAGAAAAGUAAAAGCCAACUUUAGAAAUGAUUCAGGUGUAGUUUUCCCCAUAUUUUUGCCCCCUUCUGUUGUUUAGCUAGGAAUGCAUCACUACCGACUGAAUUUACUUGCGUCCAUUAGGCGAACCCAACAUUUUUGUUGUCUUCUCCUUCAUUCCCAUUGUCAUAGUGAUACAAGUGAUAGCUAUCUGCUUUUGCUCCAUAUUUUGGAGGAAGAAAAAGCUUCAGAACAAUGACCUGCAAAAGUUCCUGGAGAAGAGGGUAAGUGAAUCGGAUGCUGAAUUUAUUUGUCACUUUUACAUUGUUCAGAUUAGUUUUUACUAAACUCCAGGUCACCUCUGUCUUCUGGAAUAUAGCUAGCGCUCUCUUCGCAGUAAGAGGAAAAUCAUGUGCAAUAAUAUAUCAGAGCUAGAGCAGAAGACUGUCCACGACGCCUCCUCGAACUAAGCUUUCGAGCAAUUGGGUGAUAUGGUAAAGGCUAAGCAAUGUAUUGAUAGAAAGCCAUGCACAUCAUACAGCCUUGGCAGGGUUAUGCUAGGCCUGAAGCCUGAUACCAUCCUGCCUUUGUACAAUAAUUCUCCCUCCGUUUCAUAAUGUAAAAUGUUUGACUUUUUGGUUUGAAAUGUUUAACC
Molecule: messenger RNA, 2015 nt
Organism: Oryza brachyantha (malo sina)
Lineage: Eukaryota; Viridiplantae; Streptophyta; Magnoliopsida; Poales; Poaceae
Product: protein GAMETE EXPRESSED 3-like
Exons: 5
Coding region: 699-1460 (253 amino acids)
Biological process (GO): embryo development ending in seed dormancy; pollen tube guidance
Cellular component (GO): plasma membrane
Source: RefSeq, a predicted model, not a curated record